Molecule: messenger RNA, 6678 nt
Organism: Fopius arisanus
Lineage: Eukaryota; Metazoa; Arthropoda; Insecta; Hymenoptera; Braconidae
Gene: me31B
Product: ATP-dependent RNA helicase me31b
Exons: 6
Coding region: 443-1777 (444 amino acids)
Biological process (GO): negative regulation of translation; cytoplasmic stress granule assembly; P-body assembly
Cellular component (GO): P-body; cytoplasmic stress granule
Molecular function (GO): ATP binding; RNA helicase activity; mRNA binding
Source: RefSeq, a predicted model, not a curated record
UAGUCUCACAAUAAUCGUCCGGCAUUUGAUGCAGUGCGUUGCAAAUUUCCACGAUCCAAAAACAAUAAAAAAAACCCCGCAAUACCGCUAAAUCAACCUUUGAGAAUUACCCCGAGGUGUAAAAAGUUGUCGCGAGACUCCCCAAAAAUCCAACCCCCGACGAAAAUUUCGUGUAAAGUGUAAAAAACGUGACAAAAAAAAAACGACAAAAAGAGGUUGGAGAAUUUAGUUAGGGAGGGAACGCUUGGCGCCUUACGGCGAUAGAUCGAAACAUUGACAUUGGGGGGUGGAGAGGGGGCAAUUUCGAGAGUUUGUCGGCCAUUUUGGCGUGUCAGUGUGUUUCUCGUAACGUUCCCCUGUGGAUUUCUGAAUACUACGCUCUCAAAUCGGCAUCGGUGUACAUCCUUAACGAGAUUAUUAGGACCUCUGAACUGUUUUCGAGAUGAUGACCGAAACGCAUAUGAAUUCCAAUCACAUGUUGAAUUCGGGUCUGAGCAGUAAGUCAGACCUUGAAAAGAUGGACGAUGUGGGCUGGAAAGCAAAACUUAAAAUUCCACCAAAGGACAAACGCAUCAAGACAAGUGAUGUCACAGACACACGUGGUAACGAUUUCGAAGAAUUCUGCUUGAAGCGAGAACUUCUGAUGGGAAUAUUUGAAAAGGGAUGGGAGAAACCAUCACCAAUUCAAGAAGCCAGUAUACCAAUUGCCCUGUCUGGCAAAGACAUUUUGGCACGUGCCAAGAACGGUACAGGAAAGACUGGAGCUUACUCAAUCCCAGUAUUGGAGCAGGUUGACGCUAAAAAAGACGUUAUCCAAGCAUUAGUCAUAGUGCCUACCAGAGAGUUAGCAUUGCAAACAUCUCAAAUCUGCAUUGAGCUCGCUAAACACAUGGAGGUUAAGGUUAUGGUGACCACUGGUGGAACUAAUCUGCGCGAUGAUAUUAUGAGGAUUUACCAAAAAGUUCAAGUGAUCAUUGCAACACCAGGUCGUAUUCUCGAUCUGAUGGACAAAAAUGUCGCCAACAUGAAUCACUGCAGAAUUUUGGUACUGGACGAGGCUGACAAACUCCUAUCACAAGACUUCAAAGGCAUGUUGGAUCAUGUUAUUUCCAGAUUACCACAGGAACGACAGAUAUUGCUGUAUUCAGCCACGUUCCCUCUGACUGUUAAACAAUUCAUGGAAAAACACUUGAGAGAUCCAUACGAGAUUAACUUGAUGGAGGAGUUGACACUAAAGGGUGUAACACAGUACUAUGCCUUUGUCCAAGAACGCCAGAAGGUUCACUGCCUGAAUACAUUAUUUUCAAAGCUGCAGAUAACACAGAGUAUUAUAUUCUGCAACUCGACGCAGCGUGUUGAACUGUUGGCCAAGAAGAUCACAGAUUUGGGCUAUUGCUGCUAUUACAUUCAUGCUAAGAUGGCACAAGCACACAGAAAUCGUGUGUUCCAUGAUUUUCGCGCUGGUCUAUGCCGAAAUUUGGUAAGCAGUGACUUGUUCACGCGCGGUAUUGACGUCCAGGCUGUGAACGUUGUAAUAAACUUUGAUUUUCCAAAAAUGGCUGAGACCUAUCUCCAUCGUAUCGGUCGCUCCGGUAGAUUUGGCCACUUGGGUAUCGCUAUCAAUCUUAUAACCUACGAGGAUCGUUUCAAUCUCCAUCGUAUCGAGUCUGAGCUUGGCACUGAGAUCAAGCCAAUUCCCAAGGUGAUAGAUCCAAGCUUAUACGUUGCAAGACCAGAGGACAACAACAGUAUGGAGGAAGGUAAUGUGUCGAAGUAGUUUAACUCAACGAUUAAUCAAGAACAGAAAGAACAACCACAGAUGGAUGAAAAUUUUUCAUUAAAAUAAACACCCAUAAAUACAUUACAUUAAAAAAAUCCUUAAAAAAAAAUCCAAAAAAAUGAAGGUAAAGGAAACACAGCAAGAGGAGAAGGAAGUGUUUUUUUUUCUGGUGACUCGUACAUACUAUGGCAUUAAUUCUCAAUUACUUCGAACACAAACGUGAGAUUGUGGAAAAUAAUAAAAAUACCAACAAAACUGGAAUAAACGUUACUUAAGUCUGAUAAAAUGUCUCAAUGGGGUGUGAGUGCUUGUAGCCAGUGUAAAAAGACAGUUAAAGUGCUAAAAACAACGUGAAGGAAGACUAUCGAGAAGAGAUAAAAAUAAAUGAAAGGAUAAAGUGGAAGAGAGAAAAAUAUUGAGUUAAAUUUACAGUUCGUCUUCUUCACUUCUUCGUCAUUAAAUGAAUUAACAAAGGGAUUAACAAACACGGAGAUAUGUGAUUUUUUGUAAAUAUUAUGAUUAAACCGAGGGAGGCGCAAUCACAUCAAUUAACGUCGGUUUGAUUGAAGGAUAAUUUCAAAAAAAAGAAAAAAAUACGAAAAAACCAUGUGUUUAAAUUAAUUCGAUGAACUCAGUGACUGAAGUGAGAGUGCGAGUGCCGGUGCGAGUCAUUUAUUAUUCUGUAAAUAGACAACAUUAACGUUUGAAUGUACAUAAUUGAUAAUUAAUUAGUCAGAGUCAAGCCAUUAUCAAGAGUGAAAUACUUAGGGAAUAUUUGAAAUGAGAUGUGAUUGAAUUUAUUGGAGACAGGAACAAUAGUUUCUAUAUUAACUGGAGAAACACACGAGUGGAAUUUAAAAUUCAUGGAUUUAUUGCAUUUUAUUCGUGUACAUACAGCAUGAGAACAAAUAUUCAGGGGUUUUAUUUGGGAUUUUUCUUCAUUGUUUUUUUCUCAUUUUUUUUUUCUUUUUGAUACUGAGGGCCUCGUUAUUUCCGAGAUGAUGGGGCCAUUAAUUUUGGGGGAGUGGAUGGAUGGAAUCUGUUGAUUUUUCGAGCUGGGGUAAUUGUCUGGGUGCGAUCAUCUCGGUAAUGAGGGUUUUUUUUGGGGGGGGAAAAUGUCAAGGGGGAUUUUUUGUGGGAAAUUUUCUCAGCUGCAAAAAAUUUCUCUGGCAUUUUUAUCUGAAUUCAAUUGUCAUAAUGACGAUAAUGCGGAGAUCGAUUUCGUAGCGUCUUUCCACUCCUCGAUAAAUUUAUUUUUUUCGUAAAUUUCGGAAAUCUCGUGGAGAUUUUCAGUAUCUCGGGCCUGUCUGAUAUUCAGUGAUUCAGUUCAUUCACUGAGAAGUAAUUCGGUUUUUUUUUCAUGAAUGAAGUCAUAAUCGUUUCCAAUGUUUUUGGGUUUAUUUGAAAAAUGGUAUAAUAACGAAAACGUAUGUAUAGGUUGAUUGUGGCUUGAUUUUGCAAUCUCAAUACGGUCAUAAACACAACUCUGAAAAUCAAAUCACGAGAAUCCAGCAAAAAAUUACGACCGAGAUAAAAUUCUUUUUUUUUUUGCGUUUUUUUCCUCCAUAAAAAAAAACAACAUGAAAGCUUUUUUCGUUUCUCCCUUUCCCGCUUUAUUUCGUGUUUUCAUUUUUUACCUCGAAUGUGAUUGGAGACACUUUUUUUUAAUGGUACUGUGAUUGAGAAUCAGAGGGUUGUAAAAUUGACUAGUUUUAUACAAUUAUUUUUAUAACCAAUUUGGCUGAUGGGCUUCGUGGGCUCUGUGGGGGAUCGUAAAUGCAGAAUCAAUUUAUUAUUGAGUGAUUUUAAUUCGUAAUAAACAAACUGUUACGGUUCAUGAAGAGUUUAAUUACUCCGGAUGUUUUCAUGAUUUUUUUCAUUGAAUAAUUAACACUCGAGGAUACGGUAAUUCUGAUGGAAAUGAAGAAAAUGUGAAAGUAUUUGUACAAAUCUUGGUGCUGUGAUGUUUUUUCUUCGCUAUUUUAGGACUCAGUAUCAAUCAUUGUCUCCAUACAUGAGUACUUGAUCAUUAAUUAUCCUAGGGAGUGCUCGAAACGUUAGAAACAAAUUGAACGAUUAAAAUCAGUACUGAAGUGGACCAACGACGAUUUAGAACUCACACUUUAAAGAGAGAUUCAUCAUGGGCAAUUUAAUUACCCAGGGUAAAUAAUCCGAGAAUAAUUACUCCAAUUAAUGAGGAUGUUAGAUGUCGUUUUAACCACUUUGUUACUGAUUAAUGUUCAUUAAAAAAUCGAAUGAUUAUUGAUUACGAUCCUGCACACCCACGAAACACAUAUAUAACAUCACGUAUACCUUUUUUUCACUCUACGAAAAUCGCAAGAACGUUAUAAAACAAUUAAAGCUAGCGAUUAAAACCUGAGAAAAAUAUCGUAAAUCGAUGGAAAACACUCGAUAAGACAUUUAUUGUGAAUGUAAAGAUGUGAAUGAGGUUUGUGGGUGUGGGAAAUGACCUCCCAAUCCUCAAUGAAAUUCUUUGUAACAUAACCGGGCCAAAAAAAACCAAUAAGUGAGUGGCAGUCGAAUGUGAGAAUAAUUUCGAUUUAAAAAAAGGGACAAAUGGUUUUUCGAAUAUUCUCUCAAUACUAGAAGCGAUCCUGGGGCCAUUGGCCUUCGAGGAUUAUCACUAAAUCGUUAGGUACGAUUCUAAAUAAAUUAUCCAACGAGAAUGCAUUACAUAAAUCCUCCAUCUCACGAGAGACACGAAAACGAAUUGAAAACCAUUUAAGAUGAAUCUCUUUUUUUUUAUUCAAACAAAUCUUGUGUGAACCGACUGAUGAGUGCUGGUAGAUCCAUGCCACUAAAUGUAAAUUAUAGUCCAACAUAUUAAUUGCUAUUGCAAAGGAAAAUGCAACAAAAUAUAUAUUAUAUAUAAAUAAAAGAGGAAAACGAAGAAUUGUGUCCAUCGACUUUUCACUCGAGAGAAGUCUGUGAAGAUUAAUUAAAUGCCCUUUAGUCUUGGUUUCAUUAUUCAGUGGGGAAUUUUGUUCGUUAUUAUGUUUGCGUUCGGAUGAAAGAGCAGAAUAAAACAAUAGAGCAAAAUGGAAGUGAAUGGAAUGAGGAAAAGUAAAAAGGGCAUUUUUUUUUUGAAGAAAUGUAGGAUAAACGGUGAUAAUAUUUUCCAUUGUGGUUUUUAGGGAUAAAAUAAAUGAUUGUGAAUGAUGAUGAUCGAUCAAUCAUCUUGUGAUGAGUUUGGAGGACAGCGAAUAGAGCAGAAUGGAAAAUAAGUCAACCGAAAACUGUAGCAACUGCAGUUAUUAGUGCAGUUAUUAAUUUCAUUGUUCGAUUGAUUAGUUCGUUGGAGGUUACGAUUUUUUUUUUAAUUACCAUCUUGAGUCAGGGGUCAGGGGCUUGAUGGAGUUGUAUUAAUGCCUGGACUGAAUUAUUGGGAGGGAAAUCUCGAAAUUUGGAUUUCGGGGAUUUUAUGGAUUGAGUAGUUCGAGUCUAGGGGAUUGAUUGAUCCAUCAAGGGAGGGGGAGGUUUUUUUUUUCAACGGGAAGAGGUGAAAACGGUGAAUAUCAAAUUUUUCUAGGGAAGUGGUAAAUUUAAUGGCAACUCUGGGGAUAAUGGGGUUGGAAUAAAAUUUGUGAGGAAUUUUUUGUAGAGAAUUUUCAGAGCUAGAAAAAAGUCUCAUUGCAUUUCUCGAUAGCUCAAGGCGUUAUCGAGAUAACUCGAGAAUUAGCGAUGCAAAAAUUUGAGGGGAAUCGAGGAGUUGGUAUAUGUGUGCAGAGGUUUUUGCGGAUAGCUCGAGAACGAGUGAGUUUAGAGAUAAAUGUGCGGGGACUUUUUUGGAGUUCUUGAUCUCCUUAAAGAAAAUUCUCUUAUGGCUCUUUCACGUAAUAUCAAUAUUUGCUGAGAUAUUGGAGCACGAAGGCGAGAGAAAUUUUCGAUGUACUUUUUUUUACCACUUCCUUUUGGAUUAUAAAUCAUCGAAGUUAAUUCCCAAUAUUUGGGACGUUGUGGUGUUACUUCUGCGCAUGUUCUCCACUCGUAACACUUUAUUUUCACCGUGUAAUGUAAACGAAUCGAUUUAUGGAGUGCAGGGAAAAGGGAAGCUAGAGGUGAAUUAAAAGGGACAAAAAGUCGUGUAAAAAUGAAACAGAAGUGUUGGUCUUUGAAUGAGUCGAGGAGUUAAAACUCUAAAAGUCUCUUGAGUUCCUCCCCCUUUCCCCUGAAUGUUUUAUUCACCUCUCAGUGAUCUUUUCCCCCCUGCAGUUUGUAGAAUGAAUUCGUGGCGUGGGGCGAGUGGAGGCGGAGAACAUCUCUGUAUUGAAGUUGUAAAAUUACGAUUAUCUCGAAAACAAUAGGAUUUAACGAAAAAUGUGUCUGACCUUUUUUGUAGCCCUGAAAAAUUACUACAAAAAAGUAUAAUGACAUUUUUUUCUCAGAGCAUUAGGUCUCGAGUUAAUCAUCAUUAUCAUUAACAGCAUUGAAAGAGAUUCCACAGAUUAAUUAAAACGGGUUUAUUGUUUUUGUAAUUAUCCCGGUAAUGAGUGGUUUUGGGUGAAAAAUGUACUGGAACUUUUUUGUAGCUGAGAAAAUUUCCCACGAAAAAUUUCCCUCACAUUUUCUUCUAGAAUCACUCAUCCCCCGGAUAAUUGGAACUUUAAUACAGAGAUUGUGUGUUCUCGGGUUUUUAGAGGCAAAUUCAGAAUGAAUUCUGGGUUAAUUAUUAAUUACCAUCUAUGAUAGCGCAAUAGGCGCUGCGUUCUUUCGCGAGGCGAGUAUGGAACGUCAUUUAGUAUGGAGUUCAAGAUUUUUAACAGCUGAAAAGAGUUAAAUCGAUGAUUGGGAUUGAAUUGAGGCCUUGAAAAGAUCUAAAGGCACCGGCAGAAAUGUAAGGGCUUUGCGAUUGUGUCGAAACUUUAGAAAAAAAGUCA